This is a messenger RNA of Neoarius graeffei (lesser salmon catfish), 1536 nucleotides long. RefSeq names its product pyroglutamylated RFamide peptide receptor b (gene qrfprb). The record is from RefSeq and is a predicted model, not a curated record. NCBI's taxonomy places the organism in Eukaryota, Metazoa, Chordata, Actinopteri, Siluriformes, Ariidae. Gene Ontology annotation, cellular component: membrane. The coding region runs from base 4 to 1158 and encodes 384 amino acids. Gene Ontology annotation, biological process: G protein-coupled receptor signaling pathway. Gene Ontology annotation, molecular function: neuropeptide Y receptor activity. The transcript has 6 exons.
GACAUGGGGACGUUGAAGAUCACAUCUGAGGUCCUGCAGGAGCUGCUGCAUUAUUACAACCUGUCCCGUCAGGAGUUCAUCCACACCUACAACAUCGGGCCCCUGGUGUACAUCCCCGAGCUGCCGGCCGGAGCCAAGGCCAUGUUCGUGAUCGUGUACACGCUGAUCUUCAUGCUGGCGCUGGUGGGAAACAGUUUGGUGGUGUGUGUGGUGGUGAGAAAGGGCUCGAGUCAAAGCGCCACCAGCAUCUUCAUCUGCUCUCUGGCCAUCAGUGACCUUCUCAUCACCUUCUUCUGCAUCCCCUUCACUCUCCUGCAGAACAUCUCAGCCCAGUGGCUCGGAGGUGUGUUGGUGUGUAAGACAGUUCCAUUUGUCCAGACCACAGCGAUCGUGACAGGGAUUCUCACCAUGACGUGUAUCGCAGUGGAGAGAUACCAGGGCAUCAUCCAUCCAUUCAAAAUGAAGAGGCAGUACACGCCGCAGCGAGCCUACAGGAUACUGGGCUUGGUGUGGCUGAUCUCAGUCAUGGUGGGAUCGCCCAUGCUGUUCGUCCAGAAGUUAGAGGUGAAAUACGACUUCUUGUAUGAGAAUCAUCACGUGUGCUGUCAGGAGCUGUGGAGCUCAGAGCUUCAGAGGAAGAUUUACACCACCUUCAUCAUGGUGGCUCUGUUUGUUCUGCCGCUGGCGACCAUGUCGUUCCUCUACACACGCAUCAGCAUCGAGCUGUGGAUCCACAAGAGGGUGGGGGACACCUCGGUCCUCCACACCGUCAACCACACCCAGAUUAACAAGAUCUGCAGGAAGAAGAAACGUGCAGUGAAGAUGAUGGUCACUGUUGUGCUGCUGUUCACCAUCUGCUGGGCUCCAUUCCACACCGUCCACAUGAUGUUCGAGUACAAUAAUCUGGAGCAAAAAUAUGAUGAGGUGACCUUGAACAUGAUCCUGGCCGUGGUUCAGGCCAUUGGUUUCUCCAACUCCUUCAACAAUCCCAUCGUUUACGCCUUCAUGAACGAGAGCUUUAAGAAGACCUGUGUCUCAGCUGUGUCCUCGUACUUGCACAGGACCAGAGUGCACAACGUCAGAGUUCACUUCUCCAAACCUCGUCACGCGGCCAGCGCCAACACCAACAGCUCGGAACUCCAUGACCAGACCACUUGAGUAUUAUAUGCAGUGAGGGUGUGCUGAUCAUUUGGGAUGUGAUAUACGGCCAUGUUUACCAUCACAGUUUUUAUUGAGUUCCGUUCAGGAGGAGGCUGCCUACAUAGCGCACAUCUCUGAACUCCUGAGAGAAAUGCACCUAUUCCCUGGAAGGUGAUAUUAGGACAGCUGUGGGGUUUUUUUGUUUUUUGUUUUUGUAAGAAAUCUUUAUUUUUGGUCAAAUGUAAGCACCGUCUCAUAUUUUCUUUUCUCUGAGAAGUCAAGCACAGAAUUUUGUUCUCUGGAUAAAAAGUAUUCCUACUUACAAUAUUGUGAUGUUGAUUAUGACGGUAAAUUAUAAAAAUGUAAUAUCAGUUUUAGCGUCGUUUCUGUCUGUGA